Cotesia congregata is the source of this 1197-nucleotide messenger RNA. Lineage: Eukaryota; Metazoa; Arthropoda; Insecta; Hymenoptera; Braconidae. The record is from the annotation of a GenBank genome assembly.
AUGCCGACCAACACCGAAGAAGGUUUUGCUACAAAAGCUAUUCAUGCUGGACAAGAUCCACUUCAAUGGAAUCAUUGCCCAGUUGUUGGACCAUUGGUUAUGUCAACGACUUUUCGGCAAGAUGAUGCUGCUGAACAUCGUGGAUAUGAGUACGGCAGAAGUGGAAACCCAACUCGCAACAUGUUGGAGACAUGCCUCGCUGCAAUUGAAAAUGGCAAGCAUGCGCUGACCUUUGCAUCAGGUCUGGGUGCUAAUACAGCACUGGGAGCUUUAUUGGAAUCUGGAGACCACAUCCUGAGCGUCGACGAUGUCUACGGUGGCACCAGCCGUUAUUUCAGAACCUGUCUUUCAAGAAAUAAGAUUGAUAUCACGUUCGCCGAUGGUACGAAUGUUAAAAAUUUCGUCAACUCUAUUAAAGAGAACACGAAGAUGGUAUGGAUUGAAACACCAACAAACCCGUUGCUUAAGAUCAUUGAUAUCCGUGCUAUUGUUGACGCUGUGAAAGCUAUUAGACCAGAUAUCAUUGUCGUAGUUGAUAACACUUUCCUCACUUGUUAUUUCCAAAAACCGCUAGAAUUAGGAGCUGACUGUGUUUUGUACUCGUUGACGAAAUAUAUGAAUGGACAUUCGGAUAUUGUAAUGGGUGCAAUUAUUGUCCGGAGCGAUGAACUUGAAAAACGAUUGCGUUUUCUUCAAAAUGCACUUGGAAUUGUACCAUCACCAUUUGAUUGCUCACAAGUAAGCCGAAGCUUAAAGACCCUGGAAGUAAGAAUGAAACAACACAUGAUAGGCGGAUUAGCAGUGGCUGAAUUUCUGGAAUCACAUCCUCAAGUCAUCCGAGUAUUUCAUCCUCUUUUACCAUCACACCCACAAUAUGAAAUAGCGAAGAAACAAAUGUCAGGACACAGUGGUAUGGUGACGUUUUACUUAAAAGGCGACUCGCGUAAAUUCCUUAAAGCAUUAAAAAUAUUCAUGAUAGCCGAGUCACUUGGCGGGUAUGAGUCUCUCGCGGAAUUGCCGUCAGUAAUGACACACGCUUCACUGACGCAAGAAGCGAGAGAUGAAUUGGGUAUCAACGACCAGCUGAUUCGUCUAUCAGUCGGACUAGAAACCCAGAGUGACUUGAUAGCCGAUUUGGAACAAGCAUUGAAAGCUUCUCAGUUAGCGAGAGCUGCAGAGACAAACAAAAAUGAGUAA